GAGGGUGGCGCACAGGUCGCGAGGCUUUUCCGCCUCACGUUUCCCUCCCCGCCUGCGCGCCCACCCCAGCUAUCAUGGCGGCUCCCUUGGCUCUGGUGCUGGUAGUGGCCGUGACCGUGCGGGCGGCCUUGUUCCGCUCCAGUCUGGCUGAAUUCAUUUCCGAACGGGUGGAGGUGGUGUCCCCACUGAGUUCUUGGAAGAGAGUGGUUGAAGGCCUUUCACUGUUGGACUUGGGAGUGUCUCCGUAUUCUGGAGCAGUAUUUCAUGAAACUCCAUUAAUAAUAUACCUCUUUCAUUUCCUGAUUGACUAUGCUGAAUUGGUAUUUAUGGUAACUGAUGCACUCACUGCCAUUGCCCUGUAUUUUGCAAUCCAAGACUUCAAUAAAGUUGUGUUUAAAAAGCAGAAACUCCUCCUAGAACUAGACCAGUAUGCCCCAGAUGUGGCCGAACUCAUCCGAACCCCUAUGGAAAUGCGUUACAUCCCUCUGAAAGUGGCCCUGUUCUAUCUCUUAAAUCCCUACACGGUCUUGUCUUGUGUUGCCAAGUCUACCUGUGCCAUCAAUAACACCCUCAUUGCCUUCUUCAUUUUGACCACGAUAAAAGGUAGUGCCUUCCUCAGUGCUAUUUUUCUUGCCUUAGCAACAUACCAGUCUCUGUACCCACUCACCUUGUUUGUUCCAGGACUCCUCUAUCUCCUCCAGCGGCAGUAUAUACCUGUGAAAGUGAAGAGCAAAGCUUUCUGGAUCUUCUCUUGGGAGUAUGCCAUGAUGUACGUGGGAAGCCUAGUGGUAAUCAUUUGCCUCUCCUUCUUCCUUCUCAGCUCCUGGGACUUCAUCCCUGCAGUGUAUGGCUUCAUACUUUCUGUUCCAGAUCUCACUCCAAACAUCGGUCUUUUCUGGUACUUCUUCGCGGAGAUGUUUGAGCACUUCAGCCUCUUCUUUGUAUGUGUGUUUCAGAUCAACGUCUUCUUCUACACCAUUCCCUUAGCCAUAAAGCUAAAGGAGCACCCUGUCUUCUUCAUGUUCAUUCAGAUUGCCAUCAUCUCCAUCUUCAAGUCCUACCCAACAGUGGGGGACGUGGCCCUCUACAUGGCCUUCUUCCCUGUGUGGAACCAUCUCUACAGAUAUCCUGCUCAUCUCCGAUUACUUCUAUGCCUUCCUGCGGCGGGAGUACUACCUCACACAUGGUCUCUACUUGACUGCCAAGGACGGCACGGAGGCCAUGCUUGUGCUCAAGUAGGCCUGGCUGGGCACAGGGCUGCAUGGACUUCAGGGGGUGGAAGGGCCAGAAGCUGGGCCAAGCCCCCUAGCCAGAGUUGCCAGCAGAGGAGGCCUCCGGCAGAUGAGGUUCGAGUCCAGGGUUACAAGUCUCUGGCACCAGAGAGGAGCCAUGGCUGGCAGCAAGGCCAAUGGGGAAUAGCCAGGAGCUCCUCCACUUGGACCCCCACUUUGUGGUUCUGCACACCGGGGAGCCCCCUCCGAGGCUCAAAAGGGGAAGAAGCAGGUGAGCAGGGUUUGUUAGGUUGUGACUACUUAAUAAAUGGUUUUUUGUUACAAAGAAAUCGAUCCUGGGCCCACACUGCACUCCUGGAAGGGGUGGGCUUGGCCCCUAACACCACCGUGGUAUACUACAGGUAUACUACAUACUGGUGUGGGUUUCUAGAAUGAGCCCCAAGUCCACAACACACAAGUUUGUGCCCUGGCCAGCUGAGACUGCUGUAGGGCAGCCUACUUCCACCCCACCCGCCAGCAGCUCCCACCCCCCCCAUUCCCCAAGCAGCUGGAGGCAAAGGGCCAGG
Molecule: messenger RNA, 1798 nt
Organism: Panthera uncia (snow leopard)
Lineage: Eukaryota; Metazoa; Chordata; Mammalia; Carnivora; Felidae
Gene: PIGU
Product: phosphatidylinositol glycan anchor biosynthesis class U
Exons: 11
Coding region: 75-1667 (530 amino acids)
Biological process (GO): protein localization to cell surface; attachment of GPI anchor to protein
Cellular component (GO): GPI-anchor transamidase complex; membrane
Source: RefSeq, a predicted model, not a curated record